Molecule: messenger RNA, 2388 nt
Organism: Physella acuta
Lineage: Eukaryota; Metazoa; Mollusca; Gastropoda; Physidae
Product: mucin-2-like
Source: RefSeq, a predicted model, not a curated record
AUGUCACCAGCCAACCCUGCCUCAACCAGCCCAGCCAACCCUGCCUCAACAGCACCAGCCAACCCUGCCUCAACAGCACCAGCCAACCCUGCCAGACCAGCCAACCCUGCCUCAACCAACCCAGCCAACCCAGCCUCAACCAGCACCAGCCAACCCUGCCUCAACCAGCACCAGCCAACCCUACCUCAACCAGUCAAGCCAACCCUGCCUCAACCAGCCAACCCAGCCUCAACCAGCACCAGCCAACCCUACCUCAACAAGCACCAGCAAACCCUGCCUCAACCAGCACCAGCCAACCCUGCCUCAACCAGCACCAGCCAACCCUGCCCCAACCAGCCAACCCUGCCCCAACCAGCCAACCCUGCCCCAACCAGCCAACCCUGCCCCAACCAGCCAACCCUGCCCCAACCAGCCAACCCUGCCUCAACCAGCACCAGCCAACCCUGCCUCAACCAGCACCAGCCAACCCUGCCUCAACCAGCACCAGCCAACCCAGCCUCAACCACCACCAGCCAACCCAGCCUCAACCACCACCAGCCAAGCCAGCCUCAACCAGCACCAGCCAACCCUACCUCAACCAGCACCAGCCAACCCAGCCUCAACCACCACCAGCCAACCCUGCCUCAACCAGCACCAGCCAACCCUGCCUCAACCAGCACCAGCCAACCCUACCUCAACCAGCACCAGCCAACCCAGCCUCAACCAGCCAACCUUGCCUCAAUCAGCACCAGCCAACCCAGCCUCAACCAGCACCAGCCAACCCUGCCUCAACCAGCACCAGCCAACCCUGCCUCAACCAGCACCAGCCAACCCAGCCUCAACCACCACCAGCCAACCCAGCCUCAACCACCACCAGCCAAGCCAGCCUCAACCAGCACCAGCCAACCCUACCUCAACCAGCACCAGCCAACCCAGCCUCAACCACCACCAGCCAACCCAGCCUCAACCACCACCAGCCAACCCUGCCUCAACCAGCACCAGCCAACCCUGCCUCAACCAGCACCAGCCAACCCUGCCUCAACCAGCACCAGCCAACCCAGCCUCAACCAGCCAACCCUCACCAGCCAACCCUGCCUCAACCAGCCAACCCUGCCUCAACCAGCACCAGCCAACCCUGCCUCAACCAGCACCAGCCAACCUUGCCUCAAUCAGCACCAGCCAACCCAGCCUCAACCAGCACCAGCCAACCCUGCCUCAACCAGCCAACCCUACCUCAACCAGCACCAGCCAACCCUGCCUCAACCAGCCAACCCUGCCUUAACCAGCACAGCCAACCUUGCCUCAACCAGCACCAGCCAACCCAGCCUUAACCAGCCCAGCCAACCUUGCCUCAACCAGCACCAGCCAACCCAGCCUCAACCAGCACCAGCCAACCCAACCUCAACCUCAACCAGCACCAGCCAACCCAACGUCAACCUCAACCAGCCCAGCCAACCCAACCUCAACCUCAACCAGCCCAGCCAACCCAGCCUCAACCAGCCCAGCCAACCCUGCCUCAACCAGCACCAGCCAACCCUGCCUCAACCAGCCAACCCUGCCUCAACCAGCACCAGCCAACCCUGCCUCAACCAGCCAACCCUGCCUCAACCAGAACCAGCCAACCCUGCCUCAACCAGCCAACCCAGCCUCAACCAGCCAACCCAGCCUCAACCAACCCAGCCAACCCUGCCUCAACCACCACCAGCCAAGCCAGCCAACCCAGCCUCAACCAACCCAGCCAACCCUGCCUCAACCACCACCAGCCAACCCAGCCUCAACCAGCACCAGCCAACCCAGCCUCAACCAGCACCAGCCAACCCAACCUCAACCUCAACCAGCACCAGCCAACCCAGCCUCAACCAGCACCAGCCAACCCAACCUCAACCUCAACCAGCACCAGCCAACCCUGCCUCAACCAGCACCAGCCAACCCUGCCAGCACCAGCCAACCCAGCCUCAACCACCACCAGACAACCCAGCCUCAACCAGCACCAGCCAACCCUACCUCAACCAGCACCAGCCAACCCAACCUCAACCUCAACCAGCACCAGCCAACCCUGCCUCAACCAGCACCAGCCAACCCUGCCAACACCAGCCAACCCAGCCUCAACCAGCACCAGCCAACCCAGCAUCAACCAGCACCAGCCAACCCUGCCUCAACCAGCACCAGCCAACCCUACCUCAACCAGCACCAGCCAACCCUACCUCAACCAGCACCAGCCAACCCUACCUCAACCAGCACCAGCCAACCCAGCCUCAACCAGCACCAGCCAACCAUGCCUCAACCAGCACCACCCAACCCAGCCUCAACCAGCACCAGCCAACCCUGCCAGCCCAGCCAACCCUGCCUCAACCAACACCAGCCAACCCUGCCUCAACCAACACCAGCCAACAAUCAAAUGGAUGGUGA